CCGAGUGGACUGAACGCACACGCACACACGGAGCAGCGUGGACUACCAGCGCGCGGACGAGAACGGACGGAGGGGAAGAAGGUCCAGCUGCACCUGUCCUGCGCUGUCCGCGUCCCGCAGCCGCGCGCCCCUAUGUGCGGGUGGGACCAGAGUUACACGGUGACCUCUCAUAGCUCGGCCAUGUUGUCCAGUGAGGGGGCCCAGUCCAUGGAGCAGGAUGACGCACACCACGAGGCCAAGAUGUCCCCCACCGCCACUGCCACACCCGCGGCCACUGGCUCCGACGGACAUGAGCCAAUGACGGACUCUGAUGUUGACAUGGAUGUGGAAGAGGCUGACAUGACACACUGGACAGAGGCCGAGUUUGAGGAGAAAUGCACCUACAUUGUCAAAGAUACGGUGUUCGAGGCAGGACCAGACGGCAACGCCACGAUAACAACCAGAGCUGAGGCGUCUCUGCCCCGGAACCUCGUGUUUAAGCACCGGCCUGACAGAAAGGAGGUGGUGGGCGUGUGCAGCAGGGAGUACAUCCCAAAAGGAACUCGAUUUGGACCUUUGGUGGGUGAAAUCUACACGGCCGACAGCGUUCCCAAAGACGCCGACCGUCAGUACUUCUGGAGGAUCUAUGUGGACAAGGAAUUCCACCACUUUGUUGAUGGCCUGGAUGAAACGCGUUCUAACUGGAUGCGCUAUGUUAACCCUGCCCGUUCUGCAGCAGAGCAGAACCUGGCAGCAUGUCAGAACAGCAUGGAGAUUUACUUCUACACUGUGAAGCCCGUCCCAGCCGGUGCUGAGCUGCUCGUCUGGUACUGCUACGACUUUUCCCGGCGCCUCCACUACCCAUCAUCCGGAGAGCUGAUGAUGCAAAAACUCAAGCAGUCUCUCAUGGAGGCCAAGCAGCAGCAUGUGAGCAGUGAUGAGCAUUUGGCUGAAGUGUCAAGUCCAUCGCCAACCACGGUGACACCAACCCCUCCAAGGAGGGAACACAGUGUUCUUUCCAUCCUCCAUGGUACUGAGAGCACCUCCUCUUCUGCUAAGAAGGAGCCCAAUCGGCCGCUCCCGACUCGACCACGGUGCACAGACAGCCCUGAUCGCCCACUGUACCCCCGUGCUCUUUACCCAGCUCUCCGACCUCAUCCUCAUAUCCCAGAAGAUUUUCUCAACCUCAAUCCUGGCCAACUUUACCCCAUAACUCAUUCUCCUGGUAACCAUUCCUCUGCAACACCUAGCCCAUCAGCAAGGAGCAGCCCUGAAAGUAGUCCUCAGCAAAGUCCAUCUAGUCUGACGCCUUCUCCAGCUUCCUUCUACCCCACCGGGACGGGCUACUAUCCUGGCUACUCCCCACCAGCAGCACCCCUCUCCUCAACCUACUACCCUCCAGGAGCUCCCUACUCACGGUACCUCCUGCCCCACCCUUACCCACUGCCUAGCGGUGGCGUCCCCACUGUAGGGGGCAUGUUCCCUCGGAUGUACCCAAUAUACAGCAGCCUCCUGCCUUCUCACGUUCCUCUCAUGCCCUCAGACAGUGCAGGGAGGCGGUUCCUCAUGACUGACCCUGUCCACCCUUCCUCGCUCUCCACCCACAGAGACUUCCUUCUCCCUGGGCCCACCAGUGCCUUCUCAAUUGCAACGUCACUGAAGGACAAAACUGGAGCUCAUCACCCUUACCCUGGGCACAUUCACCCUCAAGGACCACCCCACAUACCCUCUAGCAGCUCCCCCACUGCAGGCACGGCACCUCCCAGCGAGCGGGUGCCCACCAAACCUACCUCAGCCCUUUUAGGCAGCACCAGUGAACAUCGCCCCAACGAGGAGGCCAUCAACCUUACCAAGAUAAAGCGUGGUGCAGGUUCAUCGGGCUACAAGGCCCUGCCUUACCCGCUGAAGAAGCAGAAUGGAAAAAUCAAGUAUGAAUGCAACGUGUGCAGCAAAACCUUUGGCCAGCUUUCAAACCUUAAGGUUCAUCUUCGUGUCCACAGUGGAGAAAGGCCCUUUAAAUGUCAGACCUGCAACAAAGGCUUCACCCAGUUGGCACAUUUGCAGAAGCACUACCUGGUCCAUACGGGGGAGAAGCCACAUGAAUGUCAGGUUUGUCACAAGCGCUUUAGCAGCACCAGCAAUCUAAAAACUCACCUUCGACUCCACUCGGGGGAGAAACCCUACCACUGCAAGCUCUGUCCAGCUAAAUUCACCCAGUUCGUCCACCUCAAGCUGCACAAGCGGCUUCACUCUCGCGAGCGCCCGCACAAAUGCCCCCACUGCCACCGGCACUACAUCCACCUGUGCAGUCUGCGGCUUCAUCUGAAGGGCUACUGCCUGACGGCUAACGCUGGCCGUGGCAGUCAAACCAGCCUGGAAGAGCUGCACCGUGCAAAUGAGGAGAUCGACCGCUUUGACAUCAGUGAGCAUGCCGAGAGGCUGGAGCAGCUGCAGGGAGGAGCGGAGAUGGAGGCCGUGCUGGAGAAACAGGUCUUGGGGAUGUUGUGGUUGGAUGGUGACCUUAAAGCCUCCCAGUUCCAUCCCCACUGCAAAGGCGGUCCUUCUGAACUCUUGUCCAUGGGUUAUGGUGCAUACGAGUCGCGGAAUAAGACAUCAGUGAUCAAAAUACGACGUAGCAGCCCUGUCCCACCACCACCUACCAGCAUCACAGUCAAGCAGGAGUCAGAGGAGCACGCUUAAGCUACCCAAGAACAUGAAAUCACAAGACUCAAAGCAGGCAAACGGGUUGCCAGGAGCAACAGCUGUAUAUAAAUAAUUCUCUACCUGGCAGUCAUUAACAGUGACACUAUGACAAUGCCAGGUUUUUUAACCUAUCAGGGACUUACGCACUCAGGGCUACAAGAGACACUGUCCCAAGACUACUUAGGGUUCACUGAUUAUUAUACUCAGACAAUCGUCUUCCAGGAUUUAUCUUUGGUGUAAUUAAUGCAAUGCUGUUCUCAUUAUUGUUGUUGUAUUAUUUGGUCUCUAUUUUCAAAUGUCUGUUUUGUUUUUUGAUCAAUUAGCUGUUAUAUAACAUCCCUAAUUUAUUAUACUUUUUUGUUCUUCUCUUCAGAAGCAAUAAGGAGAAGGUAUGGUUACACUGACGUGGUAAUGUUAACAUGAAAGACUAAAAAUGUUUUGAUUUUGUUUUUCUCUCUCUGGCCACUUCUCUGUAGAUAGUCUCUCACUUUCUGCCUAUAUCUGUCCUGUGACCGCUGACCUAUAGAAGCAGAGCUGUCCAGUUUGGGGGAUUUUAUCUAUUUAAUAUUAGAAAACAAUUUAGCAGGUUCAAAAAGGGCUGAAGAACUUUGUCCUGCCAAAGGAUGGCACAUAAGUUAUUUUGGGAAGAAGAGCUUUAUUUUGACCGUUAAUCCUGCUUCGUAGCUUCCCUAAAGUGUACCAGUCUCCUUUUCCAAAUGCCCACUUAAUUAAAAGGGCAUAUGUUUUGUGUUUUUUUUUUUUUUCUUUUCACAACAAUUACCUCAGUGUGCAUGUGAUGGCAUGAAUGUUUGUAUGUGUGUGUGCACGUUUUAAAGGGACAGCUGAAGGUGGGAGCUUUCUAUUUAUUUGCUAAUCGCUACUUGAAGAAGAAAAAAAAAACUGAACUGGAGUACAGCUCUUUUUGUGGUCCAAAGGAGCGGCAGCAACGUCUCCGCUCAGUGAACAUGUAGCACAUUUUAUUUUAUAACACCAUCAGAGUUCAACAGGGAAGACAUAGUAAAAAUCCUUAAGGUCAUGCACACAAUGCUAGUAACCAAAGUUCUUAGAAUUUCAGACCAAAAAAAACUAAAAAUGGAAACCAACACAACGGAAGGACAUGUGGAAUUGGAAUGCUGAAGAAGAGACGCUGUAGCAUGUGUAUAUGAUGAAGUGUUGAUUCUUUAGUUGUGGUGUCAUUUUUGCAGAUGUUUUUUUGUGUGUGUGUAUAUAUGUGUGUGUGUGUGUGUGUGUGUGUGUGUUUUGUUUAACUUUUGGUUGAACUAUUGGUCCCUUCUCCAACCCGACCCCACUGCCAUCUUGUGAACUGGCAUAUACCAAAGCACCUCGGCCUUCUUUUAUGCACUGGCCCUCCCCUCCUACUUUAUAACUUCAGUGCCAAUGCUUGCACCAUUUACACUGUCUACAGUACAUCUGAAUCUGGUUGGUAAUGGCAUUAAGACUUCAUUUUGUGUUUCUGCAUCUCUCUCCUGUUUUAUUAUUCAUCUGUCCUUGUCUCAUUGAUGUUUAACCACAGUGUCACCUUCUCUCUGAUCAGAGCUUUAACUCCAGAGGAGAAUCCCCUAAACAACUGUAUCUGUUUACAUUCUGGUUUAUAUAGUUAUUUAUGUGCAACAAUGUCCAAAAAAAUUGUAAAUUAUGAUAUAAAUGUUCACUGCUCUAAUCUGAA
Thalassophryne amazonica is the source of this 4369-nucleotide messenger RNA. It is a transcript of the gene prdm1a, whose product is annotated as PR domain containing 1a, with ZNF domain. The transcript has 7 exons. The record is from RefSeq and is a predicted model, not a curated record. Lineage: Eukaryota; Metazoa; Chordata; Actinopteri; Batrachoidiformes; Batrachoididae. The coding region runs from base 133 to 2679 and encodes 848 amino acids. Gene Ontology annotation, cellular component: nucleus; cytoplasm. Gene Ontology annotation, molecular function: histone deacetylase binding; RNA polymerase II cis-regulatory region sequence-specific DNA binding; DNA-binding transcription repressor activity, RNA polymerase II-specific. Gene Ontology annotation, biological process: cell fate commitment; regulation of transcription by RNA polymerase II.